AUGGUACUCACUCGUUCAAUGUCCACCACCAGCAACGCCCAAGGAGACGAACCGCCAAGAUCUACCGCACUGGAAAGGCAGGUCCAGACCCUCAUGACAGCGGUCGAACGACUCACAAAGCAGAAUCAUGAUCUGGAGGAACAGCUACGUCAAAGGGAUGCAGGACCUAACCCUCAGGAACGAAACCAGGAAGGUGACAGUGCCGAGAGAAAGGAGCGGGAGAAUCCAAAGGACAGCAACAUCCCAAGCCGACAGGAGCGGCAAAACGAGAGCCUUCCGUCUCUCAUGGAUCCUGCCCCCCCACCUAUCAUCGCGGAGAUGCAGGGGGUACCUGACGAGAUCAUGUGCAGGGCGUUCCCGACCACACUGAAGGGACCUGCGAGGGUUUGGUUUAGUAGACUGACACCGAACUCCAUCAAUACUUUCAAGGAGUUGAGCGCCCAGUUCACCUCCCACUUCAUUGGCGGACAUCGGUACAAGAGGUCCACCGCAUGCUUGAUGAGCAUCAAGCAGCGAGAAGACGAGACGUUGCGAGCCUACAUAACCCGUUUCAACAAAGAAGCCCUUUCGAUUGACGAAGCGGACGAUAAGAUACUUGUAGCCGCGUUUACAAGCGGGCUGCGGAAGGGGAAGUUCUUGUUUUCCUUGUACAAGAACGACCCGAAGACCAUGGCUGAUGUACUCUACAGGGCUACCAAGUAUAUGAAUGCAGAAGACGCACUGUUGGCCCGCGAAGAGAAACUUAAGAAGAGGGAGAGGCAGGAGGAUAUGCAACAAGAUAGGGGGCGAAAGGUCGCUAGAACCGGGGAUCAGCUUGAUGAAAGGCGCUUCAGACCCCCCACAAGAAGAUUAACCAAUUUCACCCCAUUAACCGCCCCAAUCGACCAAGUACUGAUGCAAAUCAAAGAUGAAGGAGCAUUGACAUUCCCAGGGAAGUUGAAAGGAGAUCCCAACAAAAGACCGAGGGACAAGUAUUGUCGCUUUCACCGGGACCACGGGCAUGACACUGCCAACUGCUAUGACCUGAAGCAGCAGAUUGAGGCACUGAUCAGACAGGAAAAGUUACAAAGGUUCGUCAGCAGGGAAAAGACCGACAAACCAGAAGAACAGACCCCACGACAGGAGAACGAGCGCCCCAGACCACCAAUAGGGGACAUUCGGAUGAUAAUAGGGGGCACAGCUGCAGCCGGGUCUUCCAAAAAAGCCCGCAAAACCUACCUUAGGACGGUCCAUAGCGUCCAACUCACAGGAUCCGUACCGAAGAUGCCGCAAAUAGGUAACCCCGUCAUACACUUUUCAGAGGAUGAUGCUCGGAGACUUCACCAUCCUCAUGACGAUGCGCUGGUGGUCAGCCUACAGAUUGAGGAUUAUAAUAUGCAUCGGGUACUCGUCGACAACGGCAGCUCAGCAGACAUCCUGUACUAUCCAAUAUUCCAGCAGAUGAGAAUUGACAGGGAACAAUUAUCCCCAACGAACACCCCACUCGUAGGAUUUGGGGGCGCAAAGAUAUUCCCUUUGGGCGUAAUAACUCUAACAGUGACAGCAGGUGACUAUCCUCAGCAAAUCACCAAGGAAGUAACAUUUCUCAUGGUCGACUGCUCAUCCACCUACAACGCCAUCCUCGGCCGACUAACUCUCAAUUCCUGGAAGGCGGUAACUUCAACGUACCACCUAAUGAUUAAAUUCCCGACGGAGUACAGGGUAGGAGAGCUGCGGGGAAAUCAAGUCGCUGCCCCGAGAAUGCUAUAUUGCCAUGAUAGAAAUGGAGGAUCAACAGCAGACGAUGUGUAUCGGGAAACAGAAAGUAACGGCAAAGUCAAUUGA
Messenger RNA from Quercus robur (English oak), 1824 nucleotides. RefSeq lists its product as uncharacterized. The record is from RefSeq and is a predicted model, not a curated record. Lineage: Eukaryota; Viridiplantae; Streptophyta; Magnoliopsida; Fagales; Fagaceae. The transcript has 2 exons. Bases 1 to 1824 code for a protein of 607 amino acids.